Molecule: messenger RNA, 1180 nt
Organism: Mus musculus (house mouse)
Lineage: Eukaryota; Metazoa; Chordata; Mammalia; Rodentia; Muridae
Product: predicted gene, 35364
Exons: 2
Coding region: 43-1170 (375 amino acids)
Source: RefSeq, a predicted model, not a curated record
UGCCCGCCCGCCUCCCAGGCGCAAGGCCUGCCGCACCCCGUCAUGCUCGGACUCCUGAUCCCCAGGGAUCUGGCCGUAUUGUCCCCGCGGCGCGCAGCGCGCUCGUCCGAGAUCGCCAGCGGCCCCCGCGCGCGCACCCACCGGGCUCCAGGAGCAAGCCCGGGGCGCCUAGGAAACCGUCGCCAGACGCCGCCGCCGCUGCCCUCCGGACGCCGCUGCGCGCCGGGUUUUUCUUUCCUUUUUUUUUUUUUUUCCCCAAUCCUGAUGGGAAGGAAGGUGACCGCCUACUUCGCAUUCAUCAACUCUCAUCACAACAACAAAAAUCCUGGAGCAAAGGGCGGCCAGCAAGCGCAAUCGGUGGCGAGGGGCGGAGGACGAGAACCCCCCGGCAGAGGUCCACCUCCGGGCGUAGUGUGUGGACACAGGGCUGGGGGCGCUGACCAAAGAUGUCCUCGGAUGCCGGCCCGGUGUCCUUCGCCCUCCUCCUUCUCCCGGAGUGGCGCAGUGAGGCGCGGGCACGGCGCCCCAGCCAGCGGCCGCAGAUACUUCUCACUACAAAUCGGCUCUCUCCGGGGAUUAGCAGCUACACGAAAGUGCAUACUGGCGCUGCGGGCAGCCGAGGGGGCCGGGCAAGGCAGACACUCCCCGGCCCAGCCCCGCGCCUCCCUUGAGACUCUGGGGACGCGCAGGGGUCCCGCAGCCGGUGGGGUGACUUCACCCUCCUUCCUUCUCCUCCCCUUCCACGUGGGGCACGCCACGUGGGGAGACGCGAGCUCUAGCGGGCCUCGGCACGGUCCCCGGGGUAGCCCCGGCUCGAUAAGGCCCCCACCACGCCCGCUCAGCCGACCUGCACUCUACUCGGCCCCGAGGCUCCAACUUCCUCCAGGGCCCCGCGCAGGCCACGGGUGCCGUCCCAGGCUCGUGAGGUCAGGCGCGGGCCGGCCACAGGGGGCACUUGCGCUCCCAGAUCCCAGAUCCGGGAGAGCGAGCCAGGGAGGUAGCGCUGGCUGCGGGGCGCGCGGAGACUGGUCUAUGUGCUGGAACUUGCCACGAUGUGUUCGCUACGAGAAGCCAACUGUUUUUACACAUUUAGAAAUGUCUUUCUGUUGUCUGGAUGUCGCUGGGGCUAUUUUGAAAGCCUUGCCUCGGUCAGGUCACCAGGCUCUCUAGAGGCCUUGCG